Molecule: messenger RNA, 4500 nt
Organism: Mya arenaria
Lineage: Eukaryota; Metazoa; Mollusca; Bivalvia; Myida; Myidae
Product: protein rolling stone-like
Exons: 5
Coding region: 1939-2850 (303 amino acids)
Cellular component (GO): membrane
Source: RefSeq, a predicted model, not a curated record
UCUCUCCUAUUAACGAGCCAUGAGACUGUUAGACUGUUAGUCACAUAGGAAAAGCAUUAUAUAGCAUAUGCAUGUACACUUCAUAAAAGUAUUGAUGAUUAGGACUGUUUAGCUUGAUAGGAGGGCGAGAAUAGAGGAUAGUGAUUGUUUCUAGGGUUAAAAGUGAAUUUAUAGAGGACUUUAAGCGAAUGAACUAUAAAUGUGUGGUGGACAUGAUUUGUGAUACGGAUAUACGUUUAACACGUGACACAUACGUUUGACACGUGAUAGUGACGUCAGUGACAUCACGACGGUGGUGUGGCUACCAACGACUUAUUUUCUCUGAUGAUUAUUGACAAAGAAGUUAAAUGUUGAAUGUUUUUUUUUAAACUAAUCAUCAGUUAAGUUAAGCAAUGAGGCUAUAACCAUUAGAUAUUUAAUGUUAUCAGGCGAAAGUUCAUUGUGCCAGGGACGAUAAUAAAAGGUUUGAUAGGCAUCUGAGAGGGAUUUGGAAUUGUCUGGAACCAUAAAUUUCGUCUGAGAGAACACAUAAAUCACAUAAAAGUAGUUCGAAACAAACAAAAUUUGGCGGCGUCGGAUUUAUAUGACUUAAUUUGGUUUUUAGGAUAAUUAGGUUUCCAUAGAGACAGUCAGACGGAGUCAUUAAAUUGACAAAUGCACCGAAAUCGAUGCACUAUAAGGAGUUGAUAAUGCAUUGUUGAAGUAUUUUCUUAGCUGUAGAAUGUAAACUGUCACCACACUGAAGUAAAAUAAUACGGAUCCAUGUAAAAAGAAAUACUGUUAAAUAUCUUAAACUAUAAUAGGAAAACACACCGUAUAUCAAUGUAGAAUACUGAGAAACAACGACAAAUCAUGUCAAAGUUACUAGUAUUUUCACGACACUUUUUUUGUCGUUUUUACGAACUUGCUCUGAAAUAAGUCCGAGAAAAGUUUUUACAGGUCCAAUUAUACUUUCCAUAAAGAAAUCUCUCCUUCUGUUCAAACGAAAGAUAAAGGUUGUAUAAAGAAUAGAACAUAUAAAUCAGCACAUCCAGCAGGGUGUAUACAGUAAAUCAAUAUAAAAGGCAAAUUAACAUCAACAAAAAAGUUGUUCACGAAGGUACUAAAACGAUGUAGCAAGUUAUCGUCAAACUAUAGCAAAUUGGUCUUUGGGGAAUAAUUAACAAAGAGACAUUUUUGUUUGUCACUUGCUUCUCUUUGGAAAAAUUCUUGCUUUGUACAAGAUUUAGUUUUUUUUUUGCAAUAUUUGGGCCUGAAAUACCAAACAAACGUACUGUUUGUUAGUCUGAUUUGAACGAAAUAUUUGGAUUAAACAUAUUGACCUAGUCUAGUGGAAAUAUUAGAAAGAGCAUACAGGCCUUAAGUUGUGUACAAGAUUUGAACGAAAUAAUUGCAAUAUAUUGACCAAGUCUCGGAGAAAUACCAGAAAGAGCAGACAGACCAUAAGUCGUGUACAAGAUUUGAACGAAAUAAAUGCAAUCUAUAGUGCCAGAACAAAAACAACACAUUGAUCCUUUAGUAGUAUAAACGACUCGAACGGAAUAUUUGCAAUAUAUUGACCAAGUGUCGUUGAAAUACCAGAAAGAUAAACUGGCCUUAGGUCGUGUAAAAUAUUUGAACUGAUUUUUUGCAAUAUUGACCUAGUGUCGUGGAAAUACCAAAACCUUAAGUCGUGUACAAGAUUUGCACGAAAUAUUUGCAAUAUAUUGACCUAGUGACGUGGAAUUACAUGAAAAACAUACUGGCCUUAAGUCGUGUCCAAGAUUUGCUCGAAAUAUUUGCAGCAUUGACCACUAGGCGUGGAAAAACCUGAAAAUAUACUGGCCUUAAGCCGUGUACAAUAUUUGAACGAAAUAUUUGCAUUAUAUUGACCAAGUGUCGUGGAAAUAUCUGGAAAUAACUCAUAUUGGCCCUAAUUCGUGCACAAAAUUUUAGAAGAUGCGUUGUUGUUAUGAGGACGUUCCAGAAGAGUGCAGAAUGGACAGUUUCCUGUUCCAGUAUGGCAACCCGUCCGAGUUUGUUACCCCUCAGUGGCCUUUCAACCACAAGCUUUACGUCGUUUACCGAGUUGUCGUCGCCAUGGGAUUCAUAGCAUGGCUUAUCUCUGACGUCAUCUACGAGACGACCACAUUCUUCAAGGACCAUUCAUAUACAUAUUUAAUUUAUGCUACCAACUGGAGCUUUCUACUCCUAACAUUGACGGCUCUACUUAUGGCUACAUGUACUGUGUACUACUCCAUCCGCUCUGGCGAGUGUUUAGACCGCCAAACGUUUGAACGAAUGCCGAGGGCCUUGAAAGUACAAUGGCUUCUACAGAACAUUAGUUACAACUCGGCCAUGGUUGUAACGGUGUCCUACUGGUCCUACAUCGGAGUCUUAGACACGUCUGAGGUGUUAAAGAGUCCAUCAAGCGAGGUAAAGCAUACCCUGAACACAAUAUACGUUCUGAUUGAUGUUUUCAUCUCCGGUACGCCGUUCCGCAUUUUACACCUGCUAUAUACGGUUUGCCUCGGUUCCAUUUACUCACUCUUCAACGCCAUCUACUUCCUGAAUGACGGGACAAUUUUGGAAGGUCGCCAUUACGCUUAUAAUUUACUGGAUUGGGGAAAACCAGAAGAAGCGAUCGUAACAUGUGUUUUGUGUGUUGUUUUGUGUAUUUUUGCGCAGAUUGUGUUAUACGAGCUUUAUAAGGUUAGAUAUUUUCUGUAUACAAAACUGUACUUUGGUUCGGAUAGUAUUACUAAAUCGGAUUCCGAAAUGCAGAGAAUUAUGGCGGAACUCGACGCCCCCGUUUAUCAAACUAUUGAUGAUAGAGGGGACAAUAUUCUUACUGAAGUUAUAGGGGAAUAAACAACUUGUUCCAAUUACUAGUAUCUUUAAAUUUACUUUAAGUUUUAAAUUAUAUGCAUGCAUGUAGUUUUAAAUAGUACAUGUGUAUUUAUAAAGCAUAUGCAUGCAUACUUACAUUGUAAUAGUAUUUGCGUAUGUAUUUUAGUAUUAAACAUUCCAUAUGUAGGUCGGCAUGAUAUCCUAUGGUGGCAAAUAUCUGCCGGAAUAUAACCUGAUAGCGUUCCCGAACUGUUUCGUGUUCACCGCUUAAUGUUGGCAAUAAUUAGCUAGCUAUCUAGUUAAUAUUCGGGAUUUUUGUUCGCUAAGAUAAAUAUCAUAAUACUAGAAACAGGCUUGAAAGAGCCAAGAACUGCCAACUAUUACAUUUUCAUGCUGUACAACAGUAUGUGGUUAACUAUUUUCCCUAAAAUUUAUAAUUUGUUUCCCAAUUUGAUAAAUGCAGAAGAUUCCAAGGAAUAAAAAAGCAAUGAAUUUCUUCAAAACAUUCAAAACCUUGACAUAUAACUAUUUCACAAAAUGAUGUUUGCACAAAAAAGUGAAAACGUGUAUAUUUUCCCAAUUCGCAAGGCAUAGGCGGUGAAAAUAAUUCCAAAAACACACUGAGUUAUGGUCUGAUAAAUCCAGUUCAAGGCAAUUUCAAUCCUGUUUUAGUCUUAUGAUGUUUAUCUUGAAAAGGUUUCGCGAUAUUAACUAGACACCUAGAAACAACUCGCGAACAUUAUCAGGUUAUGUACGGCAGUAAUAUGCAACCAUAGUAUCUUUAUAUUUCUUUAUAUUUUUUUUGUUAUUUAUAGAUAUUCUAUCAUCUGUCAAAAAUAGCAUGUGUUCCAGGUAUUGUAUCUUCGCUAUCAGUUACUUGUUUUAUUGUUUCAUUUCAUUGUUCUUUAUUUUGAUUUUGUUUGUCAUUUGAUGGGUCUACACAUUUGUUUUAUUUAUAACCCCGGAAUAAAAACUACAGUGUCGUGUAAAUUACAGACUGUACUUUUUUUUCUAGGAUAUUCAAGCGUGUAGCAAAUUUUUAUAGGCAGACCAAGACAUUUCAAAGAUGGGUUUAGUGGCCCAGCAUGUUUGAAAGCAAUUGGCAAUUUCCAUUUUCAAUGGGAGAUAUUUAGGUCCAAUGGGAAAAUUGCCCACUUUCAUUCAUUUCCAAUGGGCACUUUUAUUUAACUGAAAAACAAAUUAUUUUCUUACUAAGAUGAUAUUAACAUUUACAAGUUCAUAAAGGUAUGUUAAAACAUCUGAAUUUUGAAUGAAAAUCAUUGCAUUUUUAUAGAUUUAGAGUCACACCAAGUGUUCCUUGAACUGAGUUUAAAUGGGGAUUUCUUUAAUUCAAGUGUCCACUGUCCCCUCUUAUUCUUUUUCAGCUUCAUGUAUAUUUAACAAUUCUCAACCAAUAUUCUUAACACGAAGUAAAAAAAAAUGUUCUUCGUUACCACAAACAUCUUCACAAAAAAAACAGGUUGGUAGUUUUUUCGAGAACUGGGAUUCUGUACCAAACUGACCCUUUUUUCGGAUUGUAACACUAUUGUUGUAACAUGUUCACUCAAAACAUGCACAUUACUUUUAGGAAAUUACGAUAAAAAAAAUCCACACUACGGCAAAAUAGUGAAUUAUGUUAAAAAAUCAGUCAUUUCAGUUCAUAAAUAUAUC